CGCGCCAUCCUCGCGCCGCGAUCUCAGCAGUACACUCUGGCACCCCGGUCCCCGCGGUAUCGCUGCUGCGAACGUAUUAUUAUUAUUAUUACCAUCACAUCGACACGUUGUAAUUAGCCCGCGUGAGCAGAUCGCGGCGGAGACGCAUCGCUGGCACUCACACUCGCACUCGCGGCACACAGGCUUGUGACGAUCGUGUCGUUGCGUGGACAAGGCGUCGCAGAUGACCAUCAUCGCAGCCCGCCGAGACGACCACGCGCCGCAACACGGCCAUCACUGCAGAUUCGGCGGCGGCGAAAUCGUCGCCUCCUAAACAAAAAAUCUCCUCCGAAGGCCGAGUAAAAUAUAAUAAUAUUGUGUUAUUAUUAUAACUCUGUGGCUGACAAUAUUUGAGGUCGUCUCGGAAGCAGCAGUGUAGCCCAUAAGUAGUAAUAUGUGGACCCCGGUAACGUUUACAAGCGACAAUAGCGUUCCACCAUCAAGAUCUAAGCACAGCGCUGCUGUUCACGGUAACCACAUUUAUGUGGUCGGCGGUCGAAAUGGCAAUUGGCCCCUGAAAGACAUAUGGAGAUACGCCCUGUCGAAUAACACCUGGGAACAGUUGCACCCGACAGGAGAUUCAUUGCAAAAUUUGCAAGAACAUACAGCAGUCGUUUAUCAAGACAAGGUAUACGUUUUUGGCGGAGAAGUGGGGUUUUCGUCUGCCUCUGAGUCUCCACUAUGGUCUUACAGUAUUAAGGAUAAUCAAUGGAAAAAAGUCAAAGGAAAAUCCGGUUCAAAUGUACCAAAAGGCAGAAGAGGCCAUACUGCAUUAGUAUACAGAAAUUCAAUGAUUAUUUAUGGAGGAUAUAGAGACCUAAAAGGAUCCACGAAUGAAAUGUGGGCUUUCCAUUUCGAUACCGAGUCGUGGCAUUUACUUAAUCAAGGAAGAGUACUACCACCAGCGAGACACAAACAUUCAGCAAUCAUACACGACGAUGUUAUGUGGGUGUAUGGUGGAAUGACGGAUUUACAUGAAAGAUCAGAUUUGUGGAGAUUUGAUUUUGUGAAGAAAAAAUGGAGUGUCUUGAAGACUAAAGUAAAUCCAGGUUUAUUGCAUGGCCACUGUGCUUCCAAAGUGAUGGGUUCUAUGAUUAUAUUUGGUGGAAAAAAAGGAGGGCAGAUUAGUAAUGAUUUAUGGAAGUUUUAUUUCGCUACUGAAACUUGGGAAAAAGUGCACACCACCUAUCCACAGCCUCCAGCGAUCUGCGAAGCUGUGACGCUGACGGUGUCGGAAACGACCUCGACGUCAACGACCAAGAGUAGCCGCGAGAAUGGCGUACAGUCGCCCAUCGUGGUCCGGCGGUCCAGGAGCGGUCGAUCCGCGGACAGGCAACAACAGACCGGCAGUGGUGACCGGGAUCACGGCGGCCAACCGCAUCAAUGGCACCACCAGUGCCGGCCCGAAUCCCGUGCCUCGUCUUUGGGCGGCUCGAACGUGAACAUCCUGAAAGAGAUAUCCAAGCUGUCACAACUCAACCUGUACCGGCUGGCGCAUAACAAGACCUACAGCGUGCUGAGCAGCACGGACAGCGUGAUGUCCGCCGACGCUUCUCAUGUGCAGCAGCAACAGCAGAACAUGGUCAAGUCGCAAUCGGCAAAUGUUAUCGCCCGGUCGCUGAUAUCGCCGGUGGUGUCGAACGCUUCGCCUCCCGGCUACAAGUCAUCGUUCCCGCCGUGCAGAAUGCCCCGUGACCCCAUGUCCGUGCCCAAUUUUGGCGUGGCCUUGACCCCGGUCGAGGCUACCAAACUCGUGUACCUGGAGGGCGAGGAGGCGCCGAGCCCACGCGUUGAGUUCGAUCAGGACUUCGGGUCCGUGCACAUGCGGUUCCACCCCAACGGGCCGCUGUCGUCCGGGUCAUCGUCGCUCAACAAAACGCUCAACCGGCGCAGCUACCCGAUGACUAGCUCCGCGUCCGCCCGGUUCGGCAACCCGUACAGCACGCCCGAGGAACCGGGCGAAAUUACUUCCGGUUACGUCAGCAUCGAGACUGUGCACCAGUCACCUAACGGCGGUGACGGACCCAUGUGCUUCUCCAAUCCCAACUACAUGGUGGCUGACAUACAGAACGCCAUAUCCAAAGGUGACUACGUCAAGCUCAACAGCCCACCGGACAGCCUGCUGGAGGACAGCGACAACGCGUUCGAAAUGCGCGACAUGAACCGUCCGGCGCCGCCCAAAACUCUGGCGCUCAACUCGUCGACGGCGUUCAACUCGAGUUCAGACGUCCGGUCGUCGACAAAAGCGGCGCGGGCCGCGAGCGCUGGACGCGCGUCGGCUAUGGGUCGCGCCGCAGUCGUCGAGCACCACCAAGUCAAAGAGUACGCGGUGUACCUUUUGGGCGGCAUGGAACGCGACGGUUCCGUGACCGUGUUCAAAAAGCCCAUGGCCGUGUGGAAGCUCAGCAUGUUCUUCAGGAACGUGCAGUGACCACGAUAAAAAUGACGUUCAAGUGUAAUAAUGACGGGGAUGCCGUUAGUGGGGGGUGGGGUGUGGGGAGAGGGUUAUGUAAAGUGUACUUAGUGUCCACGUCGGUCAUUAGUUCAUUCUGAUUGGCGUUUAUCGACUAGGGGUAUAGCUACUGUUUACUUUGUAUAGUAGGUGUAUAUAUGAUAUAAUGAUGGGUAAGAGCACGAAAACUCGCGACAUACCUCGAACGCGGUAACGGGACCGCGCGAAAAACCUGCACGACUGCGCCGCUGCAACCCGUGGACUGUGGUCAGUGGUUUUUACUUCAUGAACAAAUGCGAUUGGCGUCGUGUGACUUGAUUUACUUAUAGCGAUUUUAGGUAUAUUACUUAUAAUAUAGCGUAUUAAUUAAUUAUAUUAUUAUUAUUAUUUAUUAUUUAUUACUAUUAUAUCAUCGUUUCUCUUACGGUUUUCUUUCUUAACGACGUUAAGACAAUACACGCAUGAUUACGUCCGUAUAUCAUAAUAUCAAAUUGUUUUCCACAAAUCAUUAUCUGCAACGUUCGUGCGCGGGGAAAAGUAAUUGCGUAAAGUGGAUUUUGUCCGUCCGGCGUCAUAGCGUCCGUCCGUCAACAGGCACGACUCCGUGUAGGUAAGGAACUCAGACGAAUACUUUACAAACCGAUUCACGUAAUAUAACAAUAAUUAAUUAAUUAAUGCCUUUGGGAUUUUUCUUUUUCGGUAAAUACUUUAACGAUGUACCAUGUAAUAUUAAUGAAAUGUUUACGAGUAUGUCUGUAGUAUAUGUAUAGAUGAUAUACCGCAGAUGUAAUGAGACAGAUAAUAUAUUAAUACACAGACAUAAGAUGAGACAGAAUGUACGUAAAUAUUAUGUAAUGAGCACGUGUAAUUUUCGCGAGCUAAUAAAAUGUGCCAAAAUCAAAAUAUUAACUGUAGUUAUUUUAUUUUGCUAAGAACAAUUAUCAAAAUAUCUUCCGUAAGUACCUAUAGGUACCGAUAGUUAGUAAAAACCAUGUGCCAUUCGUUGUAUUUCUGCUCUUGAUAUACCUAGAUUAUAUUUUAUUCUAUGUCGAAGUCCAGUUUUAUUGUUUUAAAAUCCUUUUUGUACUUUUUUUCUAAACAGUGACUGAAAUCCUGCCAUUUUUAUCGUUCAUAUUGAUUAAAAACUUAAUAUUUUUAACCAUGUUGUCGAGUUUAAAAUGAUGUCUCGUUAUUCAAGUGGUAGAAUGGAAUGGAGUGUAUAAUAUCAUACCAUAUUAUGGUGAUAUUCACUCGAUUUAAAUAUUACAC
Molecule: messenger RNA, 3760 nt
Organism: Myzus persicae (green peach aphid)
Lineage: Eukaryota; Metazoa; Arthropoda; Insecta; Hemiptera; Aphididae
Product: RING finger protein B-like
Exons: 8
Coding region: 434-2470 (678 amino acids)
Cellular component (GO): Golgi apparatus
Molecular function (GO): protein binding
Source: RefSeq, a predicted model, not a curated record